Molecule: messenger RNA, 1065 nt
Organism: Gambusia affinis (western mosquitofish)
Lineage: Eukaryota; Metazoa; Chordata; Actinopteri; Cyprinodontiformes; Poeciliidae
Gene: opa3
Product: outer mitochondrial membrane lipid metabolism regulator OPA3
Exons: 2
Coding region: 94-564 (156 amino acids)
Biological process (GO): regulation of lipid metabolic process
Cellular component (GO): mitochondrion
Source: RefSeq, a predicted model, not a curated record
UGAAGCGGACCCACUAUGACGUAAUGUCGACAGUUAAACGUCAUCACGUAAUCCUCUACACACUCUCACUGUGGGAGAAGUGUUUCCGCCAAGAUGGUUGUCGGUGCUUUCCCGAUCGCCAAGCUCCUCUACCUGGGCGUGAGGCAGAUGAGCAAGCCUGUGGCGAACCGUAUCAAAGCUGGGGCUCGAAGGAGCGAGUUCUUUAAAACCUACGUCUGCCUGCCGCCGGCGCAGCUUUAUCACUGGAUUGAGAUGAGGACGAAGAUGCGCAUUAUGGGGUUUAAAGGCGCCAGCAUCAAGCCCCUGAACGAGGAUGCCGCAGCAGAGCUGGGCGCCGAGCUGCUGGGCGAGGCCAUCAUCUUCUUCAUCGGCGGCGGGUGCAUGGUGCUGGAGUACAGCAGGCAGGCCGCCAACUCUCGGCGAAAGGAGGAGGAGCUGAACGACACCAUCGUGAGCCUACAGACUCAGAUAGCAGAGCUGUCGCUCUCCACAGAGACUCUGGAUGCUCAGCUCAGAGAGGUCAACCGGCUGCUGCACUCCUUACCAGCUCCCUCCUCAAAGUGAUUGGAUGCUACCUGUGCAGCGCAGGGUUGUUGGAACCAUGCGUGGAGGAGGAAACGCACACCGAGACAACACCCGCAGGUGUGCAGAGCCCCCUGCUGCACAGCUGGGGGAAGUGCACUGCUGCGCUUUCAUCUGCUCAAGUUUUGAGCAAGUGGUUGUACAAUGGCAUUGCUAUGAUAUUCAUAGUGAACUUCUAUGGUCGACUUUGCAUGCUUACUAUAAAUAUUACUGUGCAUAAGUUUGUACAGCACCACACUUCCUUACAGUUAACACCCGUUAAUCACAGGACAUCAUUUGGAAGCUUCUCAUUUUCACAUUUUAUUGGUUUGAGUGAUUUUUUAAUCACACAAAACAAGCAUCUGACCAUAUCAAGAUAUUAUUUUUUGGAAACUUCUCCUGAUACAGUUUCUAAUAGAUUCUGGUUGUGAUCACUGGCCGCUGUAAACUGUUUGUUGCUGGAAAAAUGAAGGUGUGAAAUAAACAUCUGUUAAUUUGUGUUAA